Triticum dicoccoides is the source of this 1111-nucleotide messenger RNA. RefSeq names its product very-long-chain (3R)-3-hydroxyacyl-CoA dehydratase PASTICCINO 2A-like. The transcript is spliced from 8 exons. The coding region runs from base 220 to 873 and encodes 217 amino acids. Gene Ontology annotation, biological process: fatty acid elongation; sphingolipid biosynthetic process; very long-chain fatty acid biosynthetic process. The record is from RefSeq and is a predicted model, not a curated record. Gene Ontology annotation, molecular function: 3-hydroxyacyl-CoA dehydratase activity. Lineage: Eukaryota; Viridiplantae; Streptophyta; Magnoliopsida; Poales; Poaceae. Gene Ontology annotation, cellular component: endoplasmic reticulum membrane.
UGAGGGUGGUGGUUGAUUUGCACAUUGAUUGACACUAAAUGGAUACUGGUGGCAGCUGAGCUGAGCUGAGAUGUGCAGCUGAGCAGCUGAGCUGUGGCUUCUGCUCCGUGGCCGUGACCUCGAUCCGCCCCAAUUAAACCGCCCACGCGCAGCCGCAGCUAUAACCCCGCAUCGUCCAAGAUCCGGCCGGCGGCACAAGAAGCGGCAGCAGCGGAGACAAUGGCGGCGGUGAAGCGCGCCUACCUCGCCGUCUACAACUGGGCCGUCUUCUUCGGAUGGGCGCAGGUGCUCUACUUCGCCGUGGAGGCGCUGCUCCGGUCGGGGCACGAGGACGUGUACGCCGCCGUCGAGAGGCCGCUCCAGCUCGCGCAGACCGCCGCCGUCCUCGAGAUCCUCCACGGCCUCGUCGGCCUGGUGAGGUCGCCGGUGUCGGCCACGCUGCCGCAGAUCGGGUCGCGCCUCUUCGUCACCUGGGGCAUCCUCUGGAGCUUCCCCGAGACCAGGACACACAUCCUGGUGAGCUCCUUGGUCAUCAGCUGGUCCAUCACCGAGAUUAUUAGGUACUCUUUUUUCGGCACAAAAGAGCUGUUUGGAUCUGCCCCAUCAUCGCUUCUAUGGCUUAGGUAUAGCUCUUUCCUAGUCAUGUACCCAACCGGCAUCAGCAGCGAGGUUGGCUUGAUAUACAUUGCGCUGCAGUUCAUCAAGGCAUCGGAGAAGUACUGCAUUAGAAUGCCCAACAAAUGGAACUAUUCAUUUGACUACUUCUAUGCAUCAAUCCUGGUACUCCUAGUCUAUGUUCCAGGAAGCCCGCAUAUGUACACGUACAUGCUUGGGCAGCGCAAGAAGGCGCUUGCAAAGUCGAAGACUGCGUAAUCUUAUUGAUGCCUCUUACAAGAUUUGUUGGCAUAUCAUUGUGUUUCUCAUUUACAUCAGAAAAUAAAAAAUAUGUUCUUGUUCGGCACCAGCUAUGUUUAGGAUCAUCGAACUCUUGUGUCAUGUGGAUGUGGUUGUUUUUGAAUUAGCAUUUGGUUGCUACAUACAACGUCUAAACAGUAAUGACCAGCAAUAUAUUUUAGCCGUAAACCUUGCUGAAUGCAAAAUUUACCUACCA